Messenger RNA from Daphnia pulicaria, 521 nucleotides. RefSeq names its product 58 kDa phosphoprotein-like. The transcript is spliced from 2 exons. The record is from RefSeq and is a predicted model, not a curated record. Bases 90 to 410 code for a protein of 106 amino acids. NCBI's taxonomy places the organism in Eukaryota, Metazoa, Arthropoda, Branchiopoda, Diplostraca, Daphniidae.
GUUGCAACGGAGAAAUCAUCCAGUCUUGUCUGCUUCAUCCAACAGCAAUCAUCAAAGACUCUUCUCUCCUCUUUUUCUCAAAAGAAAAAAUGGCAUCCAAAAUGUUGAUGUUGUUGGCUGUGUUGGUCGCUCUGCUGGUGAUCAGCGAAGCUCGUCCAGGAGCCAUGAAAGGUAUUCCAGGUGGACUCCCAGGUGGAUUUCCAGGUGGACUUCCAACACGUACGAUAAAUAUGCCGAUCAUGCCAGCCGGAACCUUCGGACCCAUGCCUCCAUCUCCGGACGCUGGAUUUCCGUUAGACGAUGAACCAGACCCACUGGAAUCUUUGGUCAGCGAUCCUUUUGGCUCCGUGGGCAAACUUCUCGGCGGUGGUGGCGGCGGCGGCGGAAAGAAACUGCUCAUCAUCGGAUAGAAAAAAACCAACUCAACUAAAAAAAUUGGCGCUGCUGGUCCGCAUCGAUUUACAAUUUUUGUUUCUUGAUGUCUUUUAAUAACAAAUAAACAUUUUUAAAAAUCAAACGAA